UUUAAAUAAUGGAAGAUAUUGAUGCAGAAGUUUUGAUUACACUUGUGGAAGCCAGACCUGUACUGUGGGACAAAUUUCUUGACAGUUACAAAGAUAGAAAUGCUACGAAAGAUGCCUGGCAUGAAGUUUGCGUAGAACUACUCCCAGAUUUUGAUACUCUUGAUGCCAAGGAUAAAAAUGCUUUUGGUAAAGAAGUAUUACGGAGAUGGACUAAUCUUCGAGAUUCGUUUUCAAAGUACAAGAAGAAGAUCAAAGCCAGCAAGAGAAGUGGCUCAAAAGUAAUAAAAAUGAAGAAAUACGAGUAUGUAUAUUUUGAUCAAUUGCAGUUCUUAAGUAAACUGUAUGAUGAACGAGAAACUGUGGAUAGUAUGGAGCAGAGGAAGGAACAAGAAAAUGAAGGGGAAGAAAGCGUGCAGAUGCAAGUUCAAGCUUCCGCUGAUGUUUUCGAUGUUUCUACUCCACUGGUUACAAAAUCAACAAGUAUACCAAAAGCUAGGAAACAUAAGAAAGUUGAUGAGGUUGAACUGAGAAUUUUAAAAGCAUUAGAAGGAGAUAAACCUUGCAGUAAAAUGGCUUUCCUACAAAGUCUCAUGCCUCAUCUGCAAAAAUUUGAUAAUGAGGAAUUUCUACAAUUUCAAAUGGAAGUUUUAAAAGUUAUAGGAAAUAUCAAUGAAAAAAAGAAAACAAUUUACACUCAUCCACCUUAUUUUUCACAACAAUUACCAACUUUUCCUCAACCGCAUUUUGUCCAUCCUUCAAGUGCAACUGAAUGUCAGUCUCAACAAUAUUUUAAUGCCUCUAAUCAGCAUCCUUUUUACCGUGAACAAGUAAACAUGCAUGGCCAAACUUCUUCAACUUACGCCCAAAUGCCUAUACCUAACCAAUCUCAGCCAUCUACAAUUGGAAAGAAGCAAGCACCCCUACUACAAGAAAUAUCAUCCCACAGCAGUGGAGGAAGUAAACAACCAUCUCCAGUAUCGCGUUAUUUCAGUGAGUUCACCUCUCCAGAAAGCGAGGAGAAUAGCCUUUCUUUAACUUCAGCAGCAUCCUCAAUUGCAGACAGUAUUGAUUUUGGUACAAGUAACUAACUAUGUGUUAGUACAUUAUAUAAAAACAAAAUAUGUUUUCUGCCUUCUAUAUAUUUCAUUCUGCGAUGUUAUAUUGUUCAAUAAAGGCAUAUUGAGUUAAUUUGUGUCGUUUUUCUUUCAGUUUCCGACAUCUUAAUAACCUAUUUCAAGAGUAUAGUGCAAGUAAAUGCAAGUAUACACAAACAAAGCAUAUAUUUAUAUUUACCUUAAU
This is a messenger RNA of Cryptotermes secundus, 1299 nucleotides long. RefSeq lists its product as uncharacterized. Gene Ontology annotation, molecular function: DNA binding. The record is from RefSeq and is a predicted model, not a curated record. The transcript has 2 exons. Bases 9 to 1088 code for a protein of 359 amino acids. Gene Ontology annotation, biological process: regulation of transcription by RNA polymerase II. Lineage: Eukaryota; Metazoa; Arthropoda; Insecta; Blattodea; Kalotermitidae. Gene Ontology annotation, cellular component: nucleus; transcription regulator complex.